Acanthochromis polyacanthus (spiny chromis) is the source of this 5291-nucleotide messenger RNA. RefSeq names its product inhibitor of nuclear factor kappa-B kinase subunit alpha-like. The transcript is spliced from 22 exons. The record is from RefSeq and is a predicted model, not a curated record. Gene Ontology annotation, molecular function: IkappaB kinase activity; ATP binding. Gene Ontology annotation, biological process: positive regulation of transcription by RNA polymerase II; peptidyl-serine phosphorylation; tumor necrosis factor-mediated signaling pathway. Bases 159 to 2447 code for a protein of 762 amino acids. Lineage: Eukaryota; Metazoa; Chordata; Actinopteri; Pomacentridae. Gene Ontology annotation, cellular component: IkappaB kinase complex; cytoplasm.
CCGCUUCACUUCCAGCCGGGGUUUGUGGUGACGUAUAAAUGGGAAAGUACAGCGCUGCUGCAUCGACCUGAAAACAACAGGACUCUGACACAGAGACUCACUUUCUGCCGACGACGGCUCAUGACGCUCUCAUAGAAACCCCAACUCGCGUUUCAACCAUGGAGAAACCUCCGUUCAGGCAGAACCAGAACUGCGGAGACUGGGAGCUGAAAGAGAGGCUGGGAAUGGGCGGCUUUGCCCAUGUUUACCUCUACCAGCAUCAGGAAACAAAUGAAAAACUAGCUGUGAAAAUGUGCCGUCUGGAGCUCACACCAAGGAACAAGGACAGAUGGAGCAGAGAAAUCCAGAUCAUGAAGAAGUUGAAUCACAUCAAUGUUGUGACGGCUCAAGACGUCCCAGAGGAAAUAGAGUACAUCGCCUUAAAUGAUCUUCCACUGCUGGCCAUGGAGUACUGCUCCAGAGGAGACCUGAGGAAGAUGCUGGGCAAACCUGAAAACUGUUGCGGUCUGAAGGAGAGCGAGGUGCUUUCGUUACUCAACGAUGUUGGAUCAGGUAUCCAGUAUCUGCACGAAAACAAGAUCAUACACAGAGACCUCAAACCUGAAAACAUAGUGCUGCAAGACAUCAACGGAAAGCUGGUUCACAAAAUCAUCGACCUGGGCUACGCUAAAGACCUGGACCAGGGCAGUUUGUGCACCUCCUUCGUCGGCACGCUUCAGUACCUGGCACCCGAGCUGUUUGAGAACAAGCCGUACACUGUCACUGUGGACUACUGGAGCUUUGGAACGAUGAUAUUUGAAUGCAGUUGUGGUUUCCGUCCGUUCCUGGACAACCUGCAGCCCGUGCAGUGGGCCAGUGAAGUGAAGAAUAAAGGUCCAAAAGACAUCAUGGCCACAGAGGAGCUGAACGGAGAAGUCAGGUUCUCCACACAUCUCCCCUACCCCAACAAUCUCAGCAGGACGCUGCUGGAGCCGAUGGAGGAGCUGCUUCAGCUGAUGUUAAAAUGGGAUCCUGUCCAGAGAGGAGGCAGAAUAAACUCCGAGACCAGGAAACCCCAGUGCUUUGAAAAGCUGGAGCAGAUCCUGAGCAUGAAGGUCGUCCACAUCCUGAACAUGACCACGGCUCAGGUCCACUCCUUCCAGCUGACUCCAGACGAGAGUCUCCACAGUCUGCAGAGGCGCAUCGAGGCCGAGACCAAGAUCGAGGUGGUGAACCAGGAGCUGCUGCAGGAGACGGGAGUGUCGCUGGACCCCAGGAAGCCUGCAGCACAGUGUGUCCUGGAUGGAGUGAGAGGAUGGGACAGCUACAUCGUCUACCUGUUUGACAAAAGCAUCACCACGUACUCCGGUCCCUUCAGCGCCAGGCGGCUGUCUGAGAAAGUCAACACCAUCGUGCAAGACGCCAAGACGCAGCUGCCUCUGGUGGUGUUGAAGAAAGUCUGGGGGGAAGCUGUGAGUUACAUCUGUGGCCUGAAAGAUGAUUACAGCAGACUUUUCCAAGGACAGAGAGCUGCCAUGUUGAGUCUCCUGCGCUACAACACCAACCUGACCAGGUGUAAAAACUGCAUGUUCGGCUUCUCCCAGCAGCUCAAGGCCAAGCUGGACUUCUUCAAGAGCAGCAUCCAGUACGACCUGGAAAAGUACAGCGACCAGAUGCACUACGGCAUUUCCUCCGAAAAGAUGCUGAAGGCCUGGCAGGAGAACGAGGAGAGAGCAGCAGCUUUCGCACAGGUGGCAGAGGUGAGCCAUUUGGACGAUGAGAUCAUGGCGCUGCACUCUGAGAUAGUGGAGCUCCAGAGGAGUCCUUACGCCCGACGCCAAGGAGAGAAGAUGGAGCAGCUAGAAGAAAAAGCCAUCGAGCUCUACAGACAGCUGAAGAUGAAAUGCAAAGUUCCUGACUCGGAUGUGAGCAGCGACAGCUCAGAGAUGGUGAAGGCCAUCAUCCAGACUGUCCAGAACCAAGACAAGGUCCUCAAAGAUCUGUUCACACACCUCAGUAAGAUCCUUAUCAGCAAACAGAAGAUCAUCGACUUGUUUCCACGAAUCGAGAAAACUCUGGAGAGCAUCAAGGACGCCGACAACACAGUGAUGCAGAUGCAGAUAAAGAGACAGAGGGAGUUCUGGCAUUUGCUCAAGAUCGCCUGUGCUCAGAACUCGUCAAGAAACUCGAUGGCAGCCAGUCCGGAGUCGUCCAACCUGCUGCAGGUUUCCCAGUGGUCGCAGUCAGCUCAGCCAGUCAGCUCCCCACAUCCGCUAACAUCCCUACCCGGGCCAAAUGACAGUGAUGCUGCCCCCCGGCUGCUGCAGGAGAACCAGAAGUACCUCAGUCAGCUGACCAGCCUGAUGCAGGAGGCUGCAGACGACCAGGCCAACAGCAUAGUGGACCAAGACUGGAGCUGGACAAAAUACGAAACUUUAACGACAAAAUUAAAAAAGCGGAACGCGUAAACCUCGUCACGUCCUCCAUCCCCGCCUGUUCUCCGAGUAACACUAAGGACUGUAAGCUGUUCACGCAGCGGAGUGGCUUCAAACGUUGUACAGUUGUACAUGGACUCGGGACAUUGCCUUUUCAAAAAAAAAAAAAAAAAACAGCUUUCCUGAUCAUCUGUAAAAACAAAAGACGGAGUUCACACAUGCCCAGUGGUGUCGGUCUACUCCCAAUGUUGACGAAUGACCUUGUUUUUAUAUGACAAAACAACAAAGCUGUGUCUCUCUACUCGUUUUCUUUAUGCUGCACAAUAUUCAUCAUAGACAAAUAAAAUGAGGAUUUCACUGUCGUUGCAAAAUUGUAGCACCAGAUUUGAGGGUUUUUGAGGCGGAUCGAUCACAUCGGACAGAAACACACGAGCUAGUUUGACUCUGUGACAUGCAGGAAGCACAGGAAGUGGUCGGGGGGAAGGUGGUGGGUUCCAGGAGGAAAUUACAAUCAAGCAAACAGCACUUUGAUACUCCCAAAUGUCCUCUCUGUGAAGAGUAGCGGAAACGUUCCAGGCUGCCAAAACUGUCGCAGAAUUUACAGAAACCGUUCCUGUCGCUCAUAAUCACUUUGAUAUAUUUUACUAUCAACAUGUGGGGGUUUAAAUUCUAUCUAGGUAUGUCUGGGUUUUUUGGAAAAUAAUGUUAUAUAUCAUAGGCAGAAGUGUUUUUGUCUUGUUUUAAGUGACAGACGUGGCUGGCCAUUAUGUUUAUAAGAUGUCUGUACUGUACCUGUGUCUUUUUAAUUGUCAUGGAGAUGCAGUAGGUUUCGUUGUCUCAUUCAUGUGCACGUAGUCCUUCAGUGGGUGGUUUGUUCGUGUCAUGUAGAGUUGAAACGAUUAGCCUGUAGUCAAAUUUAGCAAAAAAAAAAAAAAAAAAAAAGGUUAAAUUGGAGAAAAUCGGCAAAAGAAAAUUCAAAAUAGCGUGGCUUUCCAUUCAUAAUUGCAUGAAAAUGAACAGGUGAUGGAGCUAAAUCUUCAUUCAGUCCUAGAUGAAGAGGUGAUAAAAAUUACAUCUAUGCUAAAACAUUUCCACUUUUAUCUGGUUAAUUCUAUGUUUCCAGCUCGUGUCCACGCUACUCCAGACUUUUAGGACCCCAAAUAUGGAGACUUUCUGCUGUCUCUAGUCUAGUUUGAAAACUUUGAAGUUGCAUUUUUGUAUGGACAGGCGACGGAGUAAACAGAAUUUUUCUGAAAGGAUGACGCAGACGCUUCUCUCAUGUGACUGUUUUCCAGGAAAAACAAACAAACUGGUGGUUAAUUCAACAAAAAAUGUCAAACUAGAGACUUUGCCGACUUUGUUGUCUCCGCUAGAGGCUGUUGUGCCAUUAAGGUAAUGUCUAGUGUUACCUUUCACCUCUACUGCUCUUCCUUAGUUAAUUUGCACAGAGGAUAUUUCUGAAACUGAGCUAAAAUGCUGGUCUGGUUGGAGAUCAUUUCUGUUUAGAAGCGCAUUUUAAAGUGAAAACAUCAGUGUGGAUGUAACCGGAGUUUCAUUAUUAUGUUCACGUGCGUCAUGCAAUUUCUUCUUGGCAAUUUGGGUUUUGCAUUUUGUUUUCUUUGAUAAAACAAUUUUUUCCACGAUAUUUAACAUUUAUCCUUGUAUUCCUGCUCAGAAAAAAAAAAAUAUGGAAGACACUGAAAAAGCAGAGUAAACAUGCUUAAGUUUUAAUGUCAGAAUAUUUUCUCUUUCUGUCCUCAUCAUUGUGAGAAUUUGCUCCUUUUCUUUUUUGAUCUAUUCAGGUUGAUAGUUUAAUCCAGACUGUGUAUAAGACAUGGACGUAACCUCUGGGUCUGAAGAGUGAAGCCUUAAAUCUGCAUUCUUUCUAACAACCAACAGGGGGCGACUCCUGGUUGCAAAAAGAAGCCAGAUUGUAUAGAAGUCUAUGUGGAAAUCAUCCUACUUCUCCCUUGAUUUAUUAUCCCUGUGAACAUUAACCUGAUGAGUUUAUGGUCUCAAUCUGCAGUUUCAAAUCUCUGUCAAGACAGAAUGACCAUGAUUUUGUAAAUUGUGGUCCAAUUUAGAGGAAAAUGGAUGAUAAACAGGACAUGUUUAAUGGGGUGGCUCUCCUUGUGAUUGAAAUCAGGGUUUGUAGAACCCUACAGUUUUCUGUCAGAGCCACCCUUCACUUGUCACAUACUGUUUAAAUAGAUCAAGAUAGCUAAAUUCUGAUUGGUUGUCCACAAACCAAAUGAUGACAUCACCAUGGCAACAUCCGUCUUUAAUAUACGGUCUGUGGUGGUUUUAUUUUACCAGCUAUCAACCACGUGAAGUGGGAGAGCAGCAAGUCCUCGCAUUUUAGAAACAGGAAGAUGAGAACAUUUGGCUUUUUCACUUUAUUAUAAAAAUAUAGUUCUGUCCAACAGCUGCUUAGUCAUUGGGGCAAUCGUUUCAACUCUUCCUUGCCACCAUCCAUCCCAAAGCAACAUUACACAUCUAAGUGUGACAGUCUGGCUUCUUCAACCGCUGACCCACAGCAACAUGAAUCUCAAUGAUUGGCUCUUACAGCAGAGACGCUUACAGGAAAUAUAGUAUGAUAAACUGUUGAAUGCACUGCUGGUGUUAAAUCCACGGCCGGUUACUUGGUUCCUUUGGGCAGAGAGACGCAAACCUUCUUAGUUGUAUUUAUGAAGUGAAAGUGCAAUGGCAGAAAAUAUUUUUUUGUAUUUAAGUCAAUCGAUCGGUCAGUUUUCUUCGCAUUCGAGUAUUGUUUCCAUCUGAUGGUUUGAAUUUGUCUCUGAAUGUUUAAGUUUUAGAAAUUUCAUUGUAUGAAGAUCAAAUGUUUACCUGGUAAUAAAAUAAAUGACUUUGACACGA